AUGAAGCAGCUUUCUCUUCCGCUCCUUUUGUCGUUUCUCGCCCUCCCCGCGGAGCUCGUGGGCGCCAUUCGGUUGGACGUGCACGGCCGGGCGAGGCAGCCAUGGCGCAGGGACAGCAUGACCGGCUCCUCGGGGCUCACGGACCACAGCAACAUCCAGUACUAUACGAACCUUACGCUGGGCGGGCAGGACUUUGAGGUGGAGAUUGAUACGGGGAGCGCCGACCUGUAUGUCGCGGGGAGCGUGACGAGCAGUAAAGACACAGGGAAGAGCGCAGGGGUCACGUAUGCAGUGGGCGCGGUCAACGGCGAGAUCAGGACAGCCACGAUGGACUUCCUUGGAUACACCGUCGAGAACCAGGCGUAUCUACAGAUAGCCGCGAACAGCAACAACCAGACAUCCGGGACAGGCCUGAUCGGACUGGGUCCGCACACGGGGUCCAACAUCCAGGGCACGCUGGGCAACGGGACGGGGAACCCGCCACUGGACCGGAUAUUCCAGCAAAACACGUCGACACCAAACUACCUGACUGUGCUGCUCGGCCGGUCGGACGACAAGUUCGACGACGUGCCGGGGAACAUCACGAUCGGGGAGGUGCUGCCUGGAUACGCGAACAUCUCGUCGCAGCCGAAGCUGAACGUGACGGAGCUGAAGCUGACGGAGUCGUCGGCGCAGCACUGGCAGACACUGCUUGACGUGAACGGCAUCAUUGGGCCGGACGGGACGUCGGUGGAUGUGACGAGUGGGGUGUCGACGACGUCGAACGACAAGCAGUUGACGGUCGUGUUUGACACGGGCUACUCUUUACCGCAAGUCCCGAGCGCCGUCGCGAAGGCGUUUUACCAAAAUGUCCCUGGGGCUCAGUACAUCGACAAUGUCGCGUCGCUUGCUGGUCCCGCAUGGCAGAUCCCGUGCGACUACGAGGUGAACGUUACGUUCAAAUUCGGUGGAAACAGCUAUCCGAUCAAUCCUCUGGACGCGGCAUUGGACCUGGGAGCUACUGACAGCGACGGCAAGUCAAUAUGCUACGGCGGAUUCCAGCCUAUAGACGCUGCGAAGAGCGACCUUUACGACAUCAUCUUUGGCAUGGCGUUCCUCCGCAAUGUGUACAUGCUGAUCGACUACGGCGACUUCGCGGACAACGCGACGUCGCGCGCGGACCCAUACAUCCAGCUGCUCUCCAUCUCGAACGACUCCGCCUCACUGCACUCGGACUUUGUCUCGAUCCGCGGGUCCGCGUCCUGGGACCCCACGUCUGAGUCCACGUCCACCUGGGUGAAGGACCACCUGAAGCUGGUCAUCCCGCUGAGCAUCGCGGUCGCGCUGCUCCUGAUCGGGCUGACAAUAGGCGCGGUGGCGAUGUGCCGGAGGCGGCGGGCGACACGGUACCAGCCGCUGAGCGACCCCGCGCCGCAGGAGGCGCACGACCUCCAUCUCAUGCGCGCGGACGGCACGCCGGCGUAUGCGAACCCCUGGGACGCACGGUAUUGA
Molecule: messenger RNA, 1491 nt
Organism: Fomitopsis serialis
Lineage: Eukaryota; Fungi; Basidiomycota; Agaricomycetes; Polyporales; Fomitopsidaceae
Product: acid protease
Exons: 7
Coding region: 1-1491 (496 amino acids)
Biological process (GO): proteolysis
Molecular function (GO): aspartic-type endopeptidase activity
Source: RefSeq, a predicted model, not a curated record